AUGAAGGGUGACUCUCAUCAUGCAAUGGCUCCCUCUGAGCAGUCAGCCAUUGCCUCAGUGAUUUCAUGCGAUCCCUCACCAGUUGACAAACCUCAAAUUGAAAAUGUAGACUAUCAACAAACAAACCUGCGAAAGCGAUUCACAUUUGUAUCAACAAUUGCAUUCGGUUUCACAACUAUGAACUCCUGGGUAGCUUUCGCUUCAGGUCUGGCCGUGCCUCUCUCAUGCGGCGCUGGACCAACUCUCAUCUACGGCCUUCUCGUCGGCGGCAUCGUCAUGUCCAUCCUCGCAACAGGUUACGCAGAGCUAGCUUCGGCGUUUCCAUCUGUAGGUGGCCAGUAUCACAUCGUCUACAUGACGUUCCCAGCUUCAACACGUCGAUUCGCUGCAUUCUUUACGGGGUGGAUGUCGAUUCUAUAUACUAUGGGAGCUACAGCCUCGUGUAGUUUCUUUGUUGCGCAGUCGAUCUUGAAGUUGGUAACGUUGUCGAAUGAGACGUAUGUUGGUCAGAGCUGGCAUGUCUAUCUCGUCCACAUCUGCCUGUGUACCAUCGCCUUCUUAGCUGCAUCACGAUUUCCAGCGGCUCUUGGAAGUAUCGUUGUCUCAGUGUUUUGGCUUUCGAUUAUCGUCUUCAUCGCCUCGCUCGUAACUCUCUUGGCCGUUCAAGAAGUUAAGCAGCCCAGCAAAUUCGUCUUUACAGAAUUCACAAACGUUUCUGGAUGGACAAAUGGAUGGGCCGCUAUGAUCGGUCUCGCGAGCUGUCUGUGGGCUUAUUGCGGUAUUGAUGCCAUUAUGUUAAAGUUAAAGUGUAUUUUCUAA
This is a messenger RNA of Fusarium subglutinans, 819 nucleotides long. Its product is annotated as amino acid transporter. The transcript has a single exon. Gene Ontology annotation, molecular function: transmembrane transporter activity. Bases 1 to 819 code for a protein of 272 amino acids. The record is from RefSeq and is a predicted model, not a curated record. Gene Ontology annotation, cellular component: membrane. NCBI's taxonomy places the organism in Eukaryota, Fungi, Ascomycota, Sordariomycetes, Hypocreales, Nectriaceae. Gene Ontology annotation, biological process: transmembrane transport.